CGAUGAUCUUGUAGCUCACCUUGUAGUCAUUACAGCCUGCGGCUAUACAUAUUUGCGACCUUCAAAGGGUUAAAGAUGUGUAUAAAGGCUUCUUCCGGUCUCUUAUGACGAGUAAUAUCUAGCUUGAAGAAACAGACAGUUUACAGCUCUUAGAAGAGGACUUCGACAGCCUAGAAUAUUUGCCUGGCAGCAAUUAGUUUACCCUCUACCUGAUCACAACGCCCUCCGCUCUAUUCGUGUCGUGAAGACUUACUCAGUGAACUUCUUAAUAUCUACCACGUUUGGUAAUAAUACGUAUCCCUGUCAAAAAGGGAUAGAAAUCGACCGCUAAGAACUACAGAGAAUCAUCAUGUCUUCGACUGGAGGUACCGUCACCACUGGUGGACAUGCCAGCAGUGUUGGAAAUGCCAACACUGGUGGAAAUUCGUUCGCUGGAGCUUUGAAGCAAAGUCUCCCGAUGCCAGGACUAUCCGGCAGUGCUAAUGGGCCAGUUGGAAAUCUUCUCAAGGGCCCUGUUGAUGAGUCCGGUAAGCUCAAGGAUGCUGCUCUCUUGGUCGGAAUCAAGCUGGAUCUAGAGGCUGAAGUCCAUGCUACGGCUAGGGUCCGUGGUGAUAUUGUGGUUGGGCUAUAUUGAAGCAGAGUUUGGCAACGAGAUAUGGCAUGGCGACGUUAGAAUGGGCUACCGAGUCGCUUGUCAGGGCAUCAGAUUCUAUUAUCUUUCGGACUGUCAACACACUUCGGCAGCUUACUUGUCUGUCGUCAGCAUACAAUUCUGGGCCGUUGGGCCUAAAGGUUUCUUACUCAUGACUACUACGUCGCUCGCUUUCACGUUCACUUGAAGUUUCUCAGUCGGUUUACUUCUAUGAUAGUCCA
This is a messenger RNA of Daldinia vernicosa, 873 nucleotides long. RefSeq lists its product as uncharacterized. NCBI's taxonomy places the organism in Eukaryota, Fungi, Ascomycota, Sordariomycetes, Xylariales, Hypoxylaceae. The record is from RefSeq and is a predicted model, not a curated record. The transcript is spliced from 4 exons. The coding region runs from base 350 to 634 and encodes 94 amino acids.